CUCACCCACCUCGACUCGGCCGCGCGGAUCCCCCGCCUGACACCGCCCCGGGAUUCCGGGGAAACCUGACGGCCGGGUUCCCGGGGACCCACUGCCGGGAGGCGGGGGAAGCUCAGGCCUCCCGGGUUGCUUGGACAUCCUUUAAAGCUUGGAUUUGAGCUGCAGACCAACUCUUUUAUGUCUGCACUCCAAACAAGACAUGUUUUGGUAGUCCAGUACUGUCUAUACAUUUGGCGAAGCCUCUCCUUUACAGAAAGCUGGAAGCAGUGUGGAUAAUGUAUGAAUGGUGCCUAUAUUAUCUUGGAUAGGAGAAUCACCAAUAUACAACAGGAAAAAACAGAAGUGAAGGAUUAUCAGUCUAGAUUAUUGAGUAGGAGUAAACCAAAAAGAGGGAAGGAAGAGAUUACGGACAGAGGAUGUCAGACAACAAAGAAAGGAGGAGUCAAGGAGUUCCUAAAGAAGUUGUAGAUAACCAAGACACAUACUCAUUAGCCGAUGCUGUAGAGCAAGUUGCAAAGCAACAACAAUCACAGGCAUCAGAGAUAGAGAAAAAUAAAAAAGUUCUGUUCAAUUUGCAGAAUGAACUUCAUGAGCUUGAAAAACAAAUAGCAACUAUCUCUGCAGAAACUAAAGAAACGGAAAGACAAAUUUAUCAACAAGAUGCUGCCAUAGAGAAUACCAAACUUCACUGUGAUAGCCUGGAAACUCAAAUCAAAUCGUUACAUUCAGAAAAUGUAGGGCUCAAAUUUGACAUAGAAACAGCCCAAGAAGAUUUUGAGGAACACAUGACAAAAUAUAAUGCAUAUUAUGCUAAAAUAAAAACAUAUAAAAAUAGUUUGGGAGAGGUAGAAAGCAAAUGGUCAUUUAUGACUGAACUCUAUGAAAAACGAAAUUUUGUUAAAAAAUUAAAGAUAAUGAAAGAAGAACUUAUGCAAGAUCUUCAAAAUCCAGGAGGGAACCGAAUAACACAAGUACAGGAAGAGAUUACAAAGUUAAAGGAUAAAAUUAUAACUGUAAAAGAAUCUAUCAUUGAAAAAACUCAUUUUCUUGAGGAAGAAAAAAAAACACAUGAAAAUUUAAGAAAAGAAAUAGAGGUACAACAUAAGAGAUAUGAUGCAAUUCUUAAGCGUUUGCAUUGUCAGGUGAACAAGCUUCAGUCAAAUAGACGACAGUGGCAAUGGAACAUUCAACAACUGGAAAAAACCGCAGCCGAAUUAAGAAAAUGCAUUGGAACGCAAGAACAACAUUGCCAUAGGGCAGUGUGGAACACAGGCGAUGACAGCAAAAAUUAUGGGACAGAACAUUGAGAAAAUCUCCUGGAUUCCUAAUAACAAGCAGCCACUAUCAGUGGCCUGUCUUAAUGACAGAUGUCUUUGGUGGUGGUUGUUUUUUAAAUCAGUCAUCCACUUGUUAAAAUGCCUUCUAGCCCUACACUUGAUAGCAGUUGACAGACAAUAGGAAUGCCUACAGGAGAAUAGUGCAAGAGUCUCUAUGACUAUUUUGAGUGUGUAAAAUGUAUUAUACUCAUGAAUAUCUUUAUAACUAUGUCCAUUCACUACCCUAUGAAGUAAAAAUUUAGAAGGUAAAAAACAUUUGAUUUUCUUCAAUGAUUUAUAUUGUUAAGAUAUUUAAAAAUGUUUGUUUCAAACUUUUUAUUGGAACUUGUUUUUUUACAACUGCCUUUACAGUAGCCCAUAAAUAUUGAUAUUUAUAAUAAUGUUUUUGUAUGUUCAAUGCUUCAAAUAUUUUCUCCAUUUUCUCUUUUAUCUAGAAGGUAACGAUCAUUUUUCUUUGU
Callithrix jacchus (white-tufted-ear marmoset) is the source of this 1795-nucleotide messenger RNA. It is a transcript of the gene CCDC122, whose product is annotated as coiled-coil domain containing 122. Lineage: Eukaryota; Metazoa; Chordata; Mammalia; Primates; Cebidae. The record is from RefSeq and is a predicted model, not a curated record.